AUGCAGCCCAUCAAAGUUCACGUCAUUCCUGCGGGUCCGAAUCCGUGGAAGCCCAUUCUGGUCCUUGAGGAGCUUGGUGUGCCAUAUGAGAUCAAUUCCUUUGGCUUUGAGGUUGUCAAGCAGAAGCCUUUCACCGACAUCAACCCAAACGGUCGUGCACCCGCCAUUAAGGACCCGAACACCGGCAUCACUCUAUGGGAGACUGGCGCGAUCAUCCAGUACAUCAUUGAGCAGUAUGACACCAAGCACGUGCUCAGCUACGACACCCUGAAGGAGAAGCACCUCUGCAACCAAUGGCUCGCUUUCCAGAUAAGCGGCCAGGGUCCCUACUUCGGCCAGGCGGGCUGGUUCAACGUUCUUCACCCCGAGAAGCUCCCAUCGGCCAUCACCCGCUACAACGACGAGCUGAAGCGCAUCUUGGGCGUUCUCGAUGGCGCUCUUACUGGCAAGCAGUGGCUCGUAGGCGACAAGAUGACCUUCGCCGAUCUGUCCUUCGUCACUUGGAAUGACCGCAUCGACAGCCUGAUCGUGUGCGCGCCUGACAAGAAGUUUGAAGGCUUUCCCAACGUACAGGCAUGGCACGAGCGUAUGACGGGUCGCGCUGCAUGGAAGAACAUUAUGAAGAAGCGGGAUCAGUUGAUGGAUGAUCAGGGCUUGCAGCCAAAUGGCAUGCCCAAAGGCAUCAACUCUUUUGAGGAGUACGAGGCUAUGAUCAAGGCGAACUCGAAGGCAUAG
This is a messenger RNA of Parastagonospora nodorum SN15, 735 nucleotides long. RefSeq lists its product as hypothetical. The transcript is spliced from 3 exons. NCBI's taxonomy places the organism in Eukaryota, Fungi, Ascomycota, Dothideomycetes, Pleosporales, Phaeosphaeriaceae. The record is from RefSeq and is a predicted model, not a curated record. The coding region runs from base 1 to 735 and encodes 244 amino acids.